Messenger RNA from Lotus japonicus, 641 nucleotides. Its product is annotated as non-specific lipid-transfer protein 4-like. Gene Ontology annotation, molecular function: lipid binding. NCBI's taxonomy places the organism in Eukaryota, Viridiplantae, Streptophyta, Magnoliopsida, Fabales, Fabaceae. The record is from RefSeq and is a predicted model, not a curated record. Gene Ontology annotation, biological process: lipid transport. The coding region runs from base 112 to 471 and encodes 119 amino acids. Gene Ontology annotation, cellular component: membrane. The transcript has a single exon.
AUAUAAACCCUACACCCCUGCAGCACUUGAACUCACCAAGCAAAGCAAAACACACACACACACACAUUAUAAUUUGCAAGUGCCUUUUGGUUUCCAUCUCGAUCAAGAAGAAUGGCUACAAGUGUGAAGUUCUCAUGCAUGGUUGUUGCCAUCUGCAUGGCGUUGGUGGCAGCACCCAUGGCAGAGGCUGCAAUCUCAUGUGGGUCGGUGAUAGGCGCCCUUACACCUUGCAUGCCUUACCUGACUGGCGGUCCUGCUCCAUCGCCUCAGUGCUGUGCCGGAGUGAAGAACCUGAACGCCGCCGCGAGCACCACCCCUGACCGCAAGACUGCUUGCGGGUGCUUGAAGAACGCUGCUGGUUCUAUGCCUAAUCUGAAUGCCGGUAACGCUGCUGCUCUCCCUGGCAAAUGUGGUGUCAACAUCCCUUACAAGAUCAGCACCUCCACCAACUGCAACACCAUCAAGGCUUGAAUCUUGAUGCUAGCUGAUGCAGGGCACUGGAAACUAGUUACUAGUAUGAGUAUGAGAUAGCAUUAUUGAGAAUAAAUCUGAGAGUGAUGAGGGAUCCCUCUCCUCUUCUUCUGUACUCUACUGGAUCAUGUUACCUUUAUUAUGAAUGAAUUAGUUAAUUACUACUUUAA